Molecule: messenger RNA, 2030 nt
Organism: Misgurnus anguillicaudatus (oriental weatherfish)
Lineage: Eukaryota; Metazoa; Chordata; Actinopteri; Cypriniformes; Cobitidae
Source: RefSeq, a predicted model, not a curated record
CAAUGUACUGUGAGGAGUGUCCGCCAUUUUGUGAGGCCACACAAACACAAGCCGGUAACAGGUUGUAUGAAUAAGAUGUGAAAAUGUAUGUAUGGGUAUGCUUAAAAAUAGUUUAAAACAAGGUGGAUUGUACAGAGACAAACUCCUACCUGACGCCAAGAAACGCUAUGUUGAAAAAAUCCACUUUAUUGGAAAUGUCGAUCCUUAUGAAGUCCCAAAAGACCAGUGGAUCCGCGACCCUGACUCCUUACCUCCAAUCACUUUUCCUGAUAUUUUUACUUAUUUUGUUUGUGGUGUCAGUGCCUAUACUGCUGAACAAUUUCGCAAUUAUAAGUCUCUGGAAGCCCACGUUCAGUUUACGAAUGGUUGGGUACAUGACCUGGAGAGUUUUAAACCUGUCAACGGUGAAAACACUGUAGUCCGAACGAAGGUCAUGCACUCUCAGCGACUGAACGAACCGCCUUUAAAGCCAUGGGUGAUCGUCAGCAGCAGUGGAAAGGUGGAGUGUGCACACUGCACAUGUAUGGCAGGGGUAGCGGAAACAUGUACCCACGUAGGCGCUCUCUUGUUUAAAAUGGAGGCUACUUUUCGGAUUCGUGGGAAUAAAACUGUCACUGAUGUACCAGCAUAUUGGGUUUUGCCCAGCAAUUUGAGCAAGAUUACAGCUGAAGUGGGCUACAAGAUUGACUACACCUCAUCUGCUAGGCAAAAAAAAAUUGCUUGAUCAGCGCAUAACUGCACCCUCCACUGCGCCAGGCAUAAGGAGUCGUCCGAAAAAAAGGAAAAUUCCCCUAGCAAAACUUGAUGAGUUGUCACCUGUGCUUGACACACUGCUGCAGCAUAGCAAGGCUGUUUGUUUGUCAGGGAUGAAUGACUAUUACACACUGUACACAGACACAGUUUACCCCUCUGCGGUGCCCGAGUCCCUUGCAACAUCUCUGUAUGAUAAAAAAAUAGAUUCCCAUUACCUUUCAGCUAUCCAACUACACUGUGAGAAAUACAGAGAUGCUGCAAAUGUGACUGAUGAGCAGGCAUCAGCUAUUGAGAUGUGCACAAGACAACAGCAUAAAUCUUCUGCUUGGUAUGCAAGUCGGACUGGAAGAAUUACUGCCUCAAACAUGCAUGCAGUCUUUGCCACCAGUAUGGAAAAGCCAGCCCUGACUGUUGUUAAAAAGGUUUGCAACCCACAAAACACAGUGUCCACUGUACAAACCAGAUGGGGUAUAGAGCAUGAGAUUGAUGCUCAAAAGGCCUACCUUCACACCAGAGCCCCACAUCACACAAACCUAAAAGUCAAAGAGUGUGGUUUUAUAAUUAACCCCAGGUUUCCAGAAAUUGGAGCCUCUCCUGAUGGACUUACAAUGUGUGAUUGCUGUGGAAAAGGCUGCCUUGAAGUUAAGUGUCCUUUCAAAUAUAGAUCAUGCAGUAUCCAACAGGCCUUAGAAACAAAGGACAAAGACUUCUGUCUCGAAUUGUCAGAUGAAAAGCUUCAGCUCAAGAAAACACACAGUUAUUAUACACAGACACAGACACAAAUCUUUGUCACUGGAUCCAACCACUGUGACCUUGCUGUUUGGACUCUGGAGGACUUUGUUGUAGUACGGGUCUUUCCAGACCAAGAAUUCUGGGAUCUACGUCUACAGAAAGCACAAAUGUUUUUUGAAAAAGUUUGCCUUCCAGAGCUUGUAGCCAAAUAUUAUACCAAAGAAUACACCACAGGUACUAUAAGCUAAGUUUGUUCUCAACAUGAUUGCACUGUAUGUAAUGUAUUUACAUAUGAAGUUUGUUCUCAACAUGAUUGCACUGUAUGUAAUGUAUUUACAUAUUAAGUUUGUUCUCAACAUGAUUGCACUGUAUACAAUAUUUACGUAUGAAGUUUGUUCUCAACAUGAUUGCACUGUAUGUAAUAUUUACAUUUGAAGUUUGUUCUCAACAUGAUUAAGUUUGUUCUCAACAUGAUUGCACUGUAUACAAUAUUUACGUAUGAAGUUUGUUCUCAACAUGAUUAAGUUUGUUCUCAACAUGAUUGA